Molecule: messenger RNA, 2336 nt
Organism: Ochotona princeps (American pika)
Lineage: Eukaryota; Metazoa; Chordata; Mammalia; Lagomorpha; Ochotonidae
Gene: KCNJ5
Product: potassium inwardly rectifying channel subfamily J member 5
Exons: 3
Coding region: 274-1533 (419 amino acids)
Biological process (GO): potassium ion import across plasma membrane; regulation of monoatomic ion transmembrane transport
Cellular component (GO): plasma membrane
Molecular function (GO): G-protein activated inward rectifier potassium channel activity
Source: RefSeq, a predicted model, not a curated record
GAGAGAGAGAGAGAGAGCGAGCGAGCGCCGGAGGGAGCCAGCUCGCCUCUGACUGUUCUUUCUAAGAAAGGGAGUGACGGGCUGCCAGUGAGGGCACAGGAUGGCUCAGCUGCGUCUGCCCGCUGGACUCCAGAGCCAGGAGCAGCCCUAGGCAACGGCCACUUCGCCAGGCAUGGCCAGGGCCAGGGAGUUCCCUCGUUCGCCCUGAGCGUCCCUUUCUGAAGUUCGCACCGGCGAGACACGGAGCUCCCAUCCCUGCCACAUAUCCCCACUAUGGCUGGAGACUCCAGGAAUGCUAUGAACCAGGAUAUGGAGAUUGGAGUCACGCCCCGGGACUCCAAGAAGAUUCCCAAACAGGCCCGUGAUGAUGUCCCCAUUGCCACAGACCGCACACGCUUGCUGACAGAAGGUAAGAAGCCGAGGCAGCGCUACAUGGAGAAGAGCGGCAAGUGCAAUGUGCACCAUGGCAACGUGCAGGAAACCUACCGCUACCUGAGUGACCUCUUCACCACCCUGGUGGACCUCAAGUGGCGCUUCAACCUGCUCGUCUUCACCAUGGUCUACACCAUCACGUGGCUUUUCUUUGGCUUCAUCUGGUGGCUCAUUGCCUAUAUCCGGGGUGAUCUGGACCACGUGGGUGACCAAGAGUGGAUUCCUUGCGUAGAAAAUCUCAGCGGCUUCGUCUCUGCUUUCCUGUUCUCCAUUGAGACGGAGACAACCAUCGGCUAUGGCUUCCGAGUCAUCACGGAGAAGUGCCCCGAGGGGAUCGUGCUUCUGCUCGUGCAGGCCAUCCUGGGCUCCAUCGUCAACGCCUUCAUGGUGGGCUGCAUGUUUGUCAAGAUCAGCCAGCCGAAGAAGAGAGCAGAGACCCUCAUGUUCUCCAACAACGCCGUCAUCUCCAUGCGCGAUGAGAAGCUCUGCCUCAUGUUCCGUGUGGGUGACCUCCGCAACUCCCACAUCGUAGAAGCUUCCAUCCGGGCCAAACUCAUCAAGUCCCGGCAGACCAAAGAGGGGGAGUUCAUCCCGCUCAACCAGACCGACAUCAACGUGGGCUUCGACACCGGCGACGACCGGCUCUUUCUCGUGUCUCCGCUCAUCAUCUCCCACGAGAUCAAUGAGAAGAGCCCUUUCUGGGAGAUGUCCCGGGCUCAGCUGGACCAGGAGGAGUUUGAGGUCGUCGUGAUUCUAGAGGGGAUGGUGGAGGCAACGGGCAUGACUUGCCAAGCGCGGAGCUCCUACAUGGAUACAGAGGUGCUCUGGGGCCAUCGAUUCACUCCAGUCCUCACCUUAGAAAAGGGCUUCUAUGAGGUGGACUACAAUACCUUCCACGACACCUAUGAGACCAACACACCCACCUGCUGUGCCAAGGACCUGGCCGAGAUGAGGCGGGAGGGCCGGCUCCUGCAGAGCCUCCCCAGUCCCCGCCUGCUGGGGGGGUGUGCUGGGCCUGGGCUAGAUGGAGAGGCUGAGAAAGAUGGAGAUGAUGAGCCUGAUGGCCUCCAUGUCUCCCGGGAUACCAGGGACUCAGUGUGAGGGGGCACACUCCCCAAAGCCUCCCCUCAUGGGUUUUCAGAGCACACCAACACUCCGGAAUGUUGGGUCAAGGAGGAGGAGAUGGCUGGUUGAGCUUUGUAAUGGGUUCAUGGGCUGUCAAGCCUCGGAAGGGGAGAAAGAACCCUCACACCACCCAGCUCAGGACUUCCCUGAGCAGGCAGUCUCUGGUUGGGGCCCGUCCUCUGUCUGGGCUGGCUGGAGGGCAAGCCGGACAGGUUUCCUCUCCUACAAGAGGAGCAAGGCCGCCCCAUCUUCUCUCUCUGUCAACUGGUCCACAGUUGCUUCUUGAAACUUGGAGAGUCCUUCUAGGUCUAACAGUCUCCACCUGAGGCUUCUAGUAGAUUCAGAGAGGAGGGGUUCUCUCCAAUGUGAUGGCAGUGGCUCCAACAGUUGGCCCAGGGUGAGCUCACAGAGCCUGUGUGGCCUGAGGCCCAUACAAGCCCCUCUGAAAUCUGAAGCCUCCAGCCUCCUGCUGAGAACCACACAACAGAGGCCCUGGUCUUCUCCUGUCACCUACCAAGUGAGUGUUUUCCUCCUGUGUGUUCACGUGUCCACUAUCAUCCACCUGAUGAUGCGCCUCAUUAGUGUGAGUCUUCAAGGGGGCCUGCACCCCCGAGCCAAGGGCGAGCUUCCACAGCUGGCUUGUUCCUCUGGGCCCCAACUCUGCAGUGCACUUCUAACCUUUCCUAUAGUUCUUUCGCUGUCUCAGAGCCUGUGGUGUGAACUGGUAGAAAACCCAGUAUCAGAGGGCUAAGUAGAUUCAGUUGGCCCUGAAGCAGGUA